Messenger RNA from Sphenostylis stenocarpa, 1922 nucleotides. Lineage: Eukaryota; Viridiplantae; Streptophyta; Magnoliopsida; Fabales; Fabaceae. The record is from the annotation of a GenBank genome assembly.
GGGAUUUGACAACUGAGGAGGGUUUUAUGCAACAAAUCAUAUGCUGUCGAGAAUCAACGGUUUGCUUCGAAGCAUCCUCUGCAAACCACAUUUGUAUUCGUGCCAUUUAUUCUAUCGAUAAAGCAAAAAGUGUUCUUCUUCAUGCUCCAUUUAAGGGACGAGUCUCGACGUCGAUUCAUCAAAAUCCAAUGGACGAGAAUGCCAGUUCCAACCAACCCAACAACAAGAACAAAAUACCUAUCUUUGUUUUCUUCAAAGAUGCCAGGCAUGUUUUUAAGCUGGAUGCUCUUUCUCGGGAGAUAUUAGGGAUUGCAUUCCCUUCUGCACUCGCCGUUGCUGCUGAUCCCAUUGCUUCUCUCAUAGACACUGCUUUCAUAGGCCACUUAGUUAGGAGAGGGCCAGUGGAACUUGCUGCUGCAGGAGUUUCCAUUGCUUUGUUCAACCAAGCUUCAAGAAUCACCAUAUUCCCUCUGGUCAGCAUCACCACUUCAUUUGUGGCUGAGGAAGAUACUCUUGAAAGGCUGAAUACCAAAGCAGGCCAAAAUGGUGACAAAUAUAAGCUCAGUGAAGUGAUUAUGCCAGAGGAUCAUAUGCUUCAUGACAUAGAAAAAGGCACCCCCGAAGAGAAUAUUAAGACUACGGAAAAAUCUACGGUUGAAAAACAUGAAUCAAAGGAUCUCGUAGUCAAAAGUUCUGGACUCCAAGAUGUGGAAAAUGGUAAUGCUACAACCAACAAUGACCCAAAAAUUGGACAUGAAGGGAAUAAAAAUAUAUGCAAGUCUUCAUGCAUUACUAAGCAUGGUGAGAAAGUUGGAAAGAAGAAGAGACGGAUAGCUUCAGCAUCAACAGCUCUACUUUUUGGCACCAUCCUUGGCCUCAUUCAAGCUCUUGUUCUUAUAUUUGGUGCCAAAUCACUCUUAGGUGUUAUGGGUGUGAAACCAGAUUCUCCAAUGCUAAAUCCAGCAGAAAAGUACUUAAAGUUGAGAUCGUUUGGGGCACCUGCAGUGCUUCUCUCCUUGGCCAUGCAAGGAAUCUUCAGAGGGUUUAAGGAUACAAAAACUCCAUUAUAUGUCAUUGUUUCGGGAUAUGCACUUAAUGUCAUAUUGGAUCCAAUUCUUAUUUUCAAAUUGAAAUUAGGCAUCAGAGGUGCAGCCAUAUCACACGUUCUUUCCCAGUACAUGAUGGCCUUCACUCUCUUAUUCAUAUUAAUGAGAAAAGUGCAUCUCUUACCUCCAAGCGUAAAGGAUUUGCAGAUUUUUAGAUUUCUUAAAAAUGGAGGUUUGUUGAUGCUAAGGGUGAUUGCAGUGACAUUUUGUGUGACCUUGGCAGCAUCAUUGGCAGCAAGGCUAGGUUCAAUUCCCAUGGCUGCAUUUCAAACAUGCCUACAAGUCUGGUUGACAUCAUCCCUUCUUGCAGACGGUUUAGCUGUUGCUGUUCAGGCAAUUCUAGCUUGUUCUUUUACUGAAAAAGACCAUAAGAAAACAACAGCAGCUGCAACAAGAACACUGCAAAUGAGUUUUGUUUUAGGCACAGGGCUCUCUCUUGCUGUUGGACUUGGAUUAUACUUUGGAGCUGGAAUAUUUUCCAGAAAUGUUCAAGUCGUGCACUUAAUUAAAAUAGGCAUCCCGUUCGUGGCUGCUACUCAACCAAUCAAUUCAUUAGCCUUUGUAUUUGAUGGUGUGAACUAUGGAGCUUCUGAUUUUGCAUAUGCAGCAUACUCUCUGGCAAGUUCACACGUGCCCUUUAUGCUGGUGUCAGUAGUAAGUGUAGGAAUAGAGUUUCUUCUCUACAGGACCAAACAUUUCAUUGGCAUUUGGAUUGCACUAACCAUAUAUAUGACUCUUCGCAUGUUGGCUGGUGUGUGGAGGAUGGGAACUGCGACAGGACCUUGGCGCUAUCUCAGAGAUUGCUCAUUGGCUUAG